Molecule: messenger RNA, 1904 nt
Organism: Astrephomene gubernaculifera
Lineage: Eukaryota; Viridiplantae; Chlorophyta; Chlorophyceae; Chlamydomonadales; Astrephomenaceae
Source: the annotation of a GenBank genome assembly
ACACAAAGGAUGGAGCACUAACAAAGCUAAAUCGCGAACGUUUGCAGAGCAGUCCAGACUCACAAGUCCUCUUCCUGUAAGACUUCUUCCUAACUGCGCAUACGACUUUGGUAUUUGCUCUUCGCGGCUUGAAACGGCCGGAAGCAUUACGGGUGGCAGAUACUUCUGGCGGGUCUAGCCUAGGACGGUUCUUAGGGGCGAGUAUCACGAAAAAUGGCUUCCUUAGGGCUUGCUCCUGGCCAACCGCGAGCACUAGCCUUUGCACCGGAUGGCGUUCGGACAGAUUUGCGUCUUCUUGAAGUGGACGAAGCAUUGCUUGCGGAGAUUAUCGCAAAAGGUGUCGCGGUAAAGGGUGGUGAGGAUGACGAGGCAGUGCUCGUCACUUCCAACAAGACUUAUGCAAUGAAGCAUGUGGAGACCACCAACCUGCAGCUGCUUGUGCGGCCAAAGGAGGGGAUGGAGGGGGCCGAGGAGAAGACCACGGGAGGAGGGCAGCGGUUCGCCAAUACUGGCUUUGGUCAGGGCCUUAUGACGCAGUGGGAGGGGUUCCGAGCCGCCUCAGGUGCCCCGGUGCUGGUGGAGGCCACCAACACGUCGCACAUCGAGCUAGUGGAGGUCGCCCCCCGCAUGGGCCCCCUGAGGGCCAUGCUGUGGGAGCGACCCUACGGGCUGGAGCAGGAGGGGGAGGAGAUGGAGGUGGACGGUACGGCAGCAGGAGGUGGAGGGGGGCGAGCAGGCGGGUACACGUUUGAGGAGCUGCUUGCAGCGGUGCAGGCCAGCCCCGGUGAGCUGCUGAGCGCUUUGGAGGCGGAGGGCGCCAUGCGGCUGUACGGCAGGUGGCGGGCGGUGGAGGGGAGCUACCUGGGGGGCCUGCUGGAGCUGCUGCUGCUCACGUGUGAGCAGGAGGGAAUGCCCACCUGUGCCGUACGCGAGGAAGUGGUGGCGGGCUCACUUGCGUCAGACGGCUACCACCCGGACGUUGUACGACACUGCCUCAAAGUGUACGGCAAGCGGGUGGAUGGAGGUGGUGGGAGUGGGGCCAGCAGCGGUACGGCAAGUACGACAGCAGGAGCGGGCGGCAGCAGCGGAGGAGGAGAGGAUGGGGCGGCAGGUAGUGGCGCCGUGUGGGCGCUGGACGAGGCCAAGGUCUGCGUGCACUUUGCUCAGAAGCUCCUGAGUACCGGCGGGGCAGCGGCAGCAGCUGGAAGAGGAGCAGGGACAGGGGCAGGCGGCACCGCUACCACUGGGGGCAGCAGCAGCAGGGGUAUGGGCCUGACUGAGUUCCUGGCGGCCUGGUCGCGUGCCGUACCGCACGGCAUGAAGCCCUCCCUGGACAUGGUACGAGCGGAGGCGCUGGUUGAAGGCAGCGGUCCCGAGGCCCGCAUCUUCCCCUUCCCCGCCUCCUCCUUGCCCGCCGACCCUGCUGCUCGCUUCGCCGCGCUCUUCCUCCGACGUCCCCGCUGGGAGUGGAGUGCACUGGAGCCGUACCUGGCGGGGAUCAAGGUUCCCGGCCAGUCGGUGGAGGCACUGCUGAUGAGGUUCGCACGAGCCAGCCAGCCCACCCCGUCUGCUCCCCUGGUUUACUCGGCGCGGUGAAGCAAGGUGGCAAGAGUCGAAAUUAUAGUACAGCCUACCGUGCGAUCCGCACGGUGAAGAGCUUCUACAGACCAUUUUCAUCCUCUUAUUAGUGGUUAACCUGAAAGAAUGUAAGACAGCCAUCCUCAUCCUGUGCACACGGGUGCGUAGAUAGGGGAUGCCCCAUCUUGCGGGUCCCCCACGCACCCCUGGCAUGCAUACAUGCAUAGAUGCGGAUACGCUUCCAUUGUGCAGUCAGCACGCACCGCAUGACCCAUACCGGACAUAGGCGGCGGCCACACGUGCAUGCAUGCAAGGAAGUACGGCCC